Messenger RNA from Durio zibethinus, 3227 nucleotides. RefSeq lists its product as uncharacterized. Lineage: Eukaryota; Viridiplantae; Streptophyta; Magnoliopsida; Malvales; Malvaceae. Gene Ontology annotation, molecular function: ATP binding; protein binding; protein kinase activity. The record is from RefSeq and is a predicted model, not a curated record. Gene Ontology annotation, biological process: protein phosphorylation.
UAGUGGCUGAAAUGCUCUAGUAUUUUGCAUAAAUACCUGACCAUGCCAGCCAAUGUAAUUUACAACAAUUAACAAACAAUACUUUUUGAACCAUCCAAAUCAUGGCAUCUUUCAUGAUACCAUUCAAAGCCCUGUUCUUCCUCAUGCUCGUCCUGCAUCAGUCUCCCCCUGUUUUUGCUUCUUCAUCCUCCAUUGCUGCAAAUGAAACAGAAACUCUUCUAAAAUGGAAAGCUAGCCUUGACAACAACACCCAAACUUUGCUCUCUUCGUGGGUUGGAGGCAGCCAUUGCAACUGGGUCGGAAUCACUUGCGACAUGGCUGGAACCAUCACCAAUCUAAGCCUUGCAGAUCAUAUGUUGAACUUGAAAGGUACACUUCGUAGUCUUAACUUUUUUUUCUUCCCUAACCUGGUGUGGCUUAACCUUCAUAAUAACUCACUGUAUGGGUCCAUUCCCUCACAUAUUGGGAACCUUUCCAAGCUCACCCACCUUGACUUGUCAUACAAUACUUUUUCUGGGAAUAUUCCAUCGGAAAUUUCCUUAUUGAAAAGUCUUGAGUUCAUUUCCUUGGCAAAUAAUGAGAUCAAUGGUUCCAUUCCACAAGAAAUAGGGAGUUUGAGUUCAAUUUCCUACAUCAAUUUCCGUGAUAACCAUCUACGUGGUUCUAUACCUGAAGAGGUUUGCAACCUUUCCACGCUCACUUGGCUUGACUUGUCACUGAAUAAUUUCUUUGGAAGUAUUCCUUCUAAAAUCGGAAGGUUGAGUUCACUUUCUAUACUUACCCUUAAUGCGAACAAUCUCACCGGUCCAAUACCUAUUUCUGUUGGAGGCUUGCACAAUUUGUCCCGACUUGUCCUCGUUGAAAACAGGCUCAAUGGUUCCAUACCUAAAGAAGUUGGAAUGAUGAAGUCACUUAAUAUGCUUGAUCUUUCAGCCAACCAACUAACUGGUCCUAUCCCAACAUCUAUAGGAAACUUAAGUAACAUGGUAUGGCUCUAUCUGUAUGAAAAUCAGCUCUCUGGUUCUAUCCCCAAUGAAAUAGGAUUGCUUCAAUCUCUUAACACGUUGCAGUUGUUAAGUAAUAAUCUCACCGGUGUCAUCCCUGCUUCCAUAGGAAACUUGACCAGCUUAUCUACUCUCUACCUUCAUCAAAAUAUGUUUUAUGGUUCAAUCCCUGCUUCCAUAGGAAAAUUGACCAGCUUAUCUACUCUCGACCUUGAUCAAAAUAUGUUCUCUGGUUCAAUCCCUGCUUCAAUUGGAAACAUGACGAAGCUUGUGGAGUUAAAUCUUCAAAUUAAUCAUUUAUCAGGGCCAAUUCCUUCGUUCAGCAAUCUUACUCAUUUGGAAUCAUUCCAAAUAUCGGACAACCAUUUCAGUGGUCCAUUACCAGAGAAUGUAUGCCACGGUGGACAACUCGAAAAGCUUGGGGCUGUUAACAACAAUUUGAGGGGUCUGAUCCCAUCAAGUUUAAGAAACUGCAAAAGCUUAUACAGAGUUAGGCUUGAAGGAAACCAGUUGACAGGAAAUAUAUCAGAAGCUUUCGGUAUAUAUCCUAAUUUGAAGUAUAUUGCAUUAAGCAACAACAAAUUUUAUGGUGAACUUUCGCCAAACUGGGGGCAAUGCCAUAGUCUAGCAAGCCUACAGAUCUCCAAUAAUAACAUUUCUGGAAAGAUACCACCUGAGCUGAAGCAUGCAACUCAAUUACAGGAACUCGAUGUCUCUUCAAAUCAUCUCAUUGGUGAGAUUCCCAAGGAAUUGGAAACAUUGAAACUAAUGUACAAACUUUUGCUAAGUGGUAACCAACUUUCAGGCAAAAUUCCACCAGAGAUUGGAGUUCUUUCAAAUCUACAACAUCUUAACUUGGCAUCAAAUAAUUUGAGUGGACCGAUUCCUAUUCGACUUGGAGACUGCUCAAAGUUAUUGGACCUGAACUUGAGCAAGAAUAAACUUGAAGAAAGCAUUCCAUUUUCAAUAAGCUACAUAAAUGGUCUUCAAAAUCUAGAUUUAAGUCAGAAUUUACUUAUUGGAGAGAUACCACAACAGCUUGCAAAAUUACAUUCCUUGGAAAUAUUGAACAUAUCUCACAAUAUGCUCAAUGGUUCCAUCCCAAAUUCUUUUAAUUAUUUGCAAAGCUUGACAGUUGUGAAUAUAUCUUACAAUCAAUUAGAAGGUCCUAUUCCGAACAUUAAGGCAUUUCAUGAGGCUUCCUUUGAUGCCUUAAGAAACAAUAAGGGCCUAUGUGGUAACGCCACUGGACUAAUGCCUUGUGCUGUCGCUGCUGCUAGCAACGGUCAUAGAAAAAGCACCAAAGUCAUCAUUUUCAUUGUGAUUCCAUUCUUUGGUCUUCUUUUUCUCUUUAUCAUCGCUAGAAGUUUCCUUACUCUUUGCCAAAAGAAUCGAACCAGAAAAUCUGAGUCAAUGGAGGCACAACUUGGAAAUUUUUUCACAUUGUGGGGAUAUAAUGGAAGAAUACUUUAUGAGAACAUUAUUGAAGCCACCGAAGAUUUCAGCUCCAACAAUUGCAUUGGUUCAGGAGGCUAUGGAACAGUUUAUAAAGCUGCGCUACCCAAUGGUGAGGUGGUUGCUGUGAAGAAACUUCACCAAUCUGAAGAUAGCAUGAUUUCCAUCAACUUGAAAGCCUUUGAAAGCGAGAUUCACGCUUUAUCAGAAAUAAGACAUCGUAACAUUGUGAAGCUAUAUGGCUUUUGUUCACAUCCAAAGAACUCAUUUUUGGUUUAUGAGUUUGUAGAGAGGGGAAGUUUGAGAAUGGUGUUAAGCAACAAGGACGAGGCAAUGGAGUUGGAUUGGGAGAAGAGGCUAAAUGUUGUAAAAGGAGUGGCCAAUGCCUUGUCUUAUAUGCAUCAUGACCAUUCACCACCUAUAAUUCAUCGAGACAUUUCCAGCAACAAUGUUCUUCUGGAUUUGGAUUAUGAGGCUCAUAUCUCAGAUUUUGGCACAGCCAGGCUUUUAAAAUCCGACUCUUCUAAUUGGACCUCACUUGUUGGCACUUUCGGGUACAUAGCUCCAGGUAUUUAUUGAUCUCUUUUCUUAAGAUGCUUUAAACAUGUCAUCAUUCAAUUAAAGUGUUAGUUUUGUAUGCAAAUUGAUGCGUUAAAACAAAGUGCAGGUAGUACUAAGAUUGUAACUUUUUAAAUUUAAGUAUCAAAGAAUUUUACUCCAAUUCAAGCAUCAAAUGUGUAAUUAAUCUUUUAAGUUUAACACUUAAUU